GGCGCUAUUAAACUUUGUGGAAUGUGGCCUGUGGGACGGACCCUGACGCAUUCCAAUCGCAUUCCUUCGCCCGUUGCGCCACGACCUUGUCAUCCCCGCUUGGCGGCGUCGGGGGCAGAGCAUCGCGUGCGCGUCGUGCCGCCGUCGAACCCGCGCCAGUGUCCCUUCGUCCGCGGCGGCGAGCGCCGUCCCCAGUUCGCCCAUUCACCAGAGCAAGUGCGCCGCAUUCCUUCGUCGAGAGCGGCCUCGUCCCAUUGGCGGCCGCGGCGUGACGUCACGGCACGACCGCUCAUGAUAAUGUGGUAUUCAACAUGGCCGAGUAGCUAGUGGUGUGUGUGCCAGUUGCUGUGGAUUUGGAUGGAUUUUGCUGUGAAUAAUGCCCAGAAAACGGAAUGGUGAGAUACCCUUGCCCGAAGGUUGGGAUUACGGCCGGGACUACGAUGGGAAAGUCUACUUCAUCGACCACAACUCCAAGAAAACGACGUGGAUCGACCCCCGAGACAGGUUCACGAAACCGCAAACAUUCGCUGAUUGCAUAGGAAACGAAUUACCUUUAGGAUGGGAGGAAGCCUACGACGGCCAAAUCGGACCCUACUACAUCAAUCACCAAACUCAGUCGACCCAGCUGGAGGACCCGCGCCAGGAAUGGAGGGCCAUCCAGGAGGCGAUGCUGAGGGAGUACCUGCAGACGGCGCAAGACGUCCUUGAGGCCAAAAAAGACAUUUACCACGUCAAAUCCCAGAGGCUAAUGUUGGCCCAGGACGAAUACAACCACCUCAACAACGCCCUGGCCAACCUAGCCACCUCCCGAACGAGCCUCUACUCCUCCGCCAGCGGCGUCAGCACCAAAUACGACCCCGACCUGCUCAAAUCCGACGUCGCCUUGGCCAAAAAUAGAGUCUCCAGGUUAAAAUCCGAAUUGGAACAGAUCCGGAACGAGAUGAGGUACACACAGAAAGGAGUUGACACUCUGACAAAUGUUGAACAGAAACUCAACUCCCAUCAAGGCUACAACAUAGUCGAAGCUCAAGCCAUCAUGGCCGAAUUAGUCAAUAUCCAGAAAUCUCUGUCGAGUGGCGAGAAAGAAAAAGCCGAGCUGAUGCAGUCUUUGGCGAAGCUGAAGGAUGACCUGACGAGGUUACAGCUCUCGGAGGGAUCUCCAGACGUGUCCACUUUGAGUCUUCCACAAGAAAAAUUGAGCACUGCGUCGCAAACCGACCUGAGUUGCGAGCUGGUGCCGAUUGGAACGAGGUUAGCGGAGAUGGCGAAGAUGAGGCUGGAGUACGACGAAGCGAGGAAGCAAGUGCAGCACAUCCAGCAGAAACUGGCCGACUUGGAGGAGAAGGUCCAGCCGGGGCAAGUCGAGUCGGAUAAAGACAGGCUGCUGCUGUUCCAAGAAAAGGAACAACUCUUGAGGGAACUCCGGAGUAUUACUCCUAGGAUGCGAUCCAAAGAAGAGAUGAGCGGGAUUCAGUUGGAGUGCAAGCGGCUGGAGCAAGACCUGAACAAAGCCCUGGAGAUGUCGAACCGCGCCAUCGCCGACCGGCUGCGACUACACGAAGAGAAGCAGCUCCUCCUCCAGCAGCUAAGAGACGCUUUAAGACAAAUGACGCACUUGGAGUCGCACUUGAAGACCCUCUCCGCCAGCACCCUCUCAGUCAGUAGCAGUUCUAGUCUCGGUUCCUUAUCCACCACCAGUAGCAAGGGCUCGCUGAGCUCGGGCUUGAGCUUCACGGACAUCUACGGCGGGCCGCAGUGCACCACCGCCGCCCCCAACGUGGACAAACCCAUCGACAUGCUCGACCUGCAUCGGCGCGUCGAGCGCGUCCUCAAAGCCAAAUACUCCACCCCCUCGCCGUGCCGAUCGCAGCCGUCCCUGUCCCCCCGCAGCUCGCUGUCUUCCGUGUCCCCGCCCGUGUCCCCCAUGUACGAAAACCUCCCCUGCGCAGUCCCUCCCCCCACGUACGAGCAAGUGGAGCGCGACCGCCAAGUACAAAGACUGAUCGAGGAGUUGGGUCACCAGGAGCCGCAGGGCCAGCCGAAAGUCAGUCGAUACUCGUACGAGAGCUCGGGCGACCCGCCGCUGUCGCCCAUUUCGGAGACGCCGCCCCCUAUCCUGGACCACGACGGGACGGCGCUGUCGCGGACGUCGUCCUCGGGGACGAACACGCGCUCGGUGUCGGCGGCCGUGAGCGACGAGUCGGUGGCGGGCGACUCGGGGGUGUUCGAGGCGUCGAACAGGAAGCGGCUGCUGCAAGAGCAAGACGUCGACACGGCGCAGGUCCAAAUUAAACUGAGAUACGUCACGGGAGAGAACAUUCUGAGUGUGUGUGUGGAGAGAGCGCGGAAUUUGUGCGCCCUGUACAUCGGGGAGAACGCCCAAGUGUAUAUUAAGAUCGCGCUGCUGCCGGCGACGCCGCCCCCAGUGUACUGCACGAAGCCCGUUAGAGACUUGAAGAAGCCGAGUUUUGGUGAUAUCUUCACUAUUAGUGUACCUGUUAAUAAGAUUUAUACGAAGACGCUCCAGUUGAAUGUGUGGAGUAAGACUGAAGAACAGGAGAAGUGUGUGGGUUGUACCCAAGUGAGCCUGGCCGACUUCAACAUCCAGCAGGUGUCCCAGAAGUGGUACAACAUCCUCAGCCUCCAGCUCAUGGACACCCGCGAGGAGUCCAAACCCGCCCACAACCGCCAGGAGUCCGACGUUUCCCGCCACGAGUCCAUCGACCCCAGCUCCAAGCAACCCGUCCUCAAAGAAGAGAGUUCCGACGACUCUACCAUCAUCUCCUCCCAGACCUCCACCCUCACCCGCAACCAAGACCCCAUGAACUUCCUCAACACCGUCAAUUUCACCCUCGAAGACUUGUACAGCUGCAUGGACCGCGAAAGCGACGAGGAAUCCGAGGAAGAAAUUGAAGAAGAGGACGAAGAAGACGUGGAAGUCCUUGAAGUGCUGGACGAGGAGUUGGAGGCCUUCUCCGACAAGCAGACCAACACUGAGUGCGCGUUCUUCCCCGAGCACGCCAAGCAGAUGAAGAUGGCGGCGGCGGGGGCGGCGCUGGAUGACCGAGGGGUGAUCAAGCGGUCGCAGACGUUCACGCCGAGUGCGCACGUCUCCAAGAACCAGUAUAUCUGUAAGCUGAAUAGGAGCGACAGCGACAGCGCGAUGCCGCUGUACAGGAGAGGCGGAAAGCCGUUCGAGAGGAACGCGAUAGAGAGGAGGAGUUUGAGGUUCAGGAGGCAGUCGGUGGCGGCGCGGCCGCAGACGCACAUGACGACGACAGCGAGGACGUCGCUGGACCUGGAGUUGGACCUGCAGGCGCAACACACGAGGCUGGAUUUGCUGCAUUCCGAGUUGCUGAGGUUGAGGGAGUUGAAGGCGAAGUUGGAGGAGGCGAAAGAGAAGGGGGAUACGGAGAUGGCGACGUACUUGUUGGAGGACGAGAGGAUCCAGAACUUGAUCGCUCACGCGGAGAGCUUCAGGAGCUCCAAGUCUCCAGAGGAGAAAAAGGUGGAGAAGAUGCUGAAGAAGGUGUCCAAGGAGAUUUACAAACUGAGGAAAACGAAGGCGGGCAAUGGCAAGCCGGAUAUUAUCUCCUUCAAAGAGAAGAUGGCCUUCUUCACACGAGUCAACAGCAACGUGCCUUUCUUGCCGUCAGACGAGUGCCAUUCGGACACGACAAAAUCAAAAGACGAACCUGAAAACAGUGAACCUAGUGAAGUGAAAAACAAUGAGGCGGAAAGUAGUGGACAGUCGGGUCGGUACGAGUACGUCGUGGAUAGGGUAUUGGGAGUCGAGGUUUAACAUAUUUAUUGAAUCGUUUGUAGUGAAUUGUAAAUUUGUUUUAAAAUUGUACAUGUGUAAAAAUGGCGAGAAUGUGUCAUGCGGAGAAUAAGUAAAAUAUAUUUUCUGAUUGAAUAUUUAUAACGAGGAUGUGAUUAUGUGCCUUUAGAUCUGAGAAGAGAGAAAUCUUGAAAUUUUUUAAUACUCAAAUGUAUUUGUAAUGCUUUACUGAGCUUUUGCUCUUCAUGUUAUACGUUUUGCAGUUCUAAACUGCGUGUUCAUUGUUUCUAUUGUAUGCCUGUUUAUGUAUCUUGUUUAUACAUACAUAAUACUUUUAGUACAAUCUUUUUUUAACUUUGUUACCAUGCCCUUUUUUCAAUUAGUUAUCGUAAUAUUUAUAUUAACACUUGUUCGUUGGAAACUGACUUGUUUUUUUCGCGGGCAAGCUCAAUUUUGUGUCUGGAAUGAAAGUGACUCAACUAUAUUAGUUGGGUUUAUCAUUGUUAUGAUUAUUAUUAUUCUAGUUAGCUUUCAUAAACGGUUAUUUUCGUGAUUUUUUACUUGUAUUAUAUGUAAAUAGUUACUUUGCGUUAGUUACUGUAAUAUAAAAUGGUAUGUUUUUAAAAAACAUAAGCACAUUUCUAAACACAAAAAUAUAUUAUAUGGUUCUAAUAAAAUUUAAUAAACCA
Molecule: messenger RNA, 4470 nt
Organism: Zophobas morio
Lineage: Eukaryota; Metazoa; Arthropoda; Insecta; Coleoptera; Tenebrionidae
Gene: kibra
Product: kibra
Exons: 8
Coding region: 377-3802 (1141 amino acids)
Biological process (GO): regulation of DNA-templated transcription; regulation of hippo signaling; negative regulation of organ growth
Cellular component (GO): cytoplasm
Molecular function (GO): molecular adaptor activity; kinase binding
Source: RefSeq, a predicted model, not a curated record